Phyllostomus discolor (pale spear-nosed bat) is the source of this 2497-nucleotide messenger RNA. It is a transcript of the gene PPP2CA, whose product is annotated as protein phosphatase 2 catalytic subunit alpha. The record is from RefSeq and is a predicted model, not a curated record. Bases 520 to 1449 code for a protein of 309 amino acids. Lineage: Eukaryota; Metazoa; Chordata; Mammalia; Chiroptera; Phyllostomidae. Gene Ontology annotation, cellular component: cytosol. Gene Ontology annotation, biological process: mitotic cell cycle; peptidyl-serine dephosphorylation. Gene Ontology annotation, molecular function: protein serine/threonine phosphatase activity. The transcript is spliced from 7 exons.
GCUCGAGGGUUAGUCCUGUUGCCCCCCUCGCUGCCAUCACCUCGUUCGCUGGUACUCGGUCCGCCCUUUCCCCCGGACCCCACCCUUCUGAGGGACCGCACCCUAAAGCCGAAGGUGCCUCAGUCACCAGCCGGCUACCUGGCGCCUGCGCCUUAGCUUCUGGUUCCCGCCCUCUACUUCAGUCCGGCGGCCAGCCAGGCUGGCUCUGCAGUUGCGCAGCUCGCGUCGCGGCCCUUCUACCCUUCCGCACCCUGCCGCCUCCUGACGCCGGGCGUGACGUAACCACGCCGGUGGCCGCCAUUACAGAGAGCCGAGCUCUGGGGGUAGAGCGAGAGGAGGAGGGCAGCGGCCUGUGGCCGAGCAUUGAGGGGAGAGCCAGAGGGCCAGCGAUAGCGCCGAGCAACCGCCAGUGACCACAGAAGUACUCCGGAAACCGGCGGCGGCCUGUGCGUGUGGCCCGUGUGCGGGCGGCGGCGCGGGAGUAGCGCGGAGCGGCAGCCGGUUCGGGCGGGUGUCAUCAUGGACGAGAAGGUGUUCACCAAGGAGCUGGACCAGUGGAUCGAGCAGCUGAAUGAGUGCAAGCAGCUCUCCGAGCCCCAGGUCAAGAGCCUUUGCGAGAAGGCUAAAGAAAUCCUGACAAAAGAAUCCAAUGUGCAGGAGGUGCGAUGUCCGGUCACUGUCUGCGGAGACGUGCAUGGGCAGUUCCACGACCUCAUGGAGCUGUUCAGAAUCGGGGGCAAGUCACCAGAUACAAACUACUUGUUUAUGGGAGACUAUGUUGACAGAGGAUACUAUUCAGUUGAAACAGUUACUCUGCUCGUAGCUCUUAAGGUUCGUUACCGUGAACGCAUCACUAUUCUUCGAGGGAAUCACGAGAGCAGACAGAUCACACAAGUAUAUGGUUUCUAUGAUGAGUGUUUAAGGAAAUAUGGAAAUGCAAAUGUUUGGAAAUAUUUUACAGAUCUUUUUGACUAUCUUCCUCUCACUGCUUUGGUGGAUGGACAGAUCUUCUGUCUCCACGGUGGCCUCUCACCGUCCAUAGACACACUGGACCACAUCAGAGCACUCGAUCGUCUACAAGAAGUUCCCCAUGAGGGUCCAAUGUGUGACUUGCUGUGGUCAGAUCCAGAUGACCGUGGUGGUUGGGGUAUAUCUCCUCGAGGAGCUGGUUACACCUUUGGGCAAGAUAUUUCUGAGACAUUUAAUCAUGCCAAUGGCCUCACGUUGGUGUCCAGAGCGCACCAGCUGGUGAUGGAGGGGUAUAAUUGGUGCCAUGACCGGAAUGUAGUAACGAUUUUCAGUGCUCCAAACUAUUGUUACCGUUGUGGUAACCAAGCUGCAAUCAUGGAACUUGAUGAUACUUUAAAAUACUCUUUCUUGCAGUUUGAUCCAGCACCUCGCAGGGGUGAGCCCCAUGUUACUCGUCGUACCCCAGACUACUUCCUGUAAUGAAAGUUUAAACUUGUACAGUAUUGCCAUGAACCAUAUAUUGACCUAAUGGAAAUGGGAAGAGCAACAGUAACUCCAAAGUGUCAGAGAAUAGUUAACAUUCAAAAACUUGUUUUCACACGGACCAAAAGAUGUGCCAUAUAAAAAUACAAAGCCUCUUGUCAUCAACAGCCGUGACCACUUUAGAAUGAACCAGUUCAUUGCAUGCUGAAGCGACAUUGUUGGUCAAGAAACCAGUUUCUGGCAUAGCGUUAUUUGUAGUUACUUUUGCUUUCUCUGAGAGACUGCAGAUAAUAAGAUGUAAACAUUAACACCUCGUGAAUACAAUUUAACUUCCAUUUAGCUAUAGCUUUACUCAGCAUGAAUGUAGAUAAGGAUAGCAACAAUCAUUGGAGCUUAAUGAACAUUUUUAAAAAUAAGUACCAAGGCCUCCCCUCUACUUGUGAGUUUUGAAAUCGUUCUGUUUAUUUUCAGGGAUACCGUUUAAUUUAAUUGUAUGAUUUGUCUGCACUCAAGUUUAUUUCCUUCUCAAAUCUCAGCCUCAUGUUGUUUUUUUGUUAUUGUCAGAACCUGGUGAGUUGUUUUGAACAGAACUGUUUUUCCCCCUACUGUAAGACGAUGUUACUGCACAAGAGCACUGCAGUGUUUUUCAUAAUAAACUUGUGAACUAAGAACUGAGAAAGUCAAAUUUUAAUUGUAUUAAUGGGCAAGACUGGUGCUGUUUAUUUAAAAGAUACAUCAAUUGAUAAAUUUUAGAAUUUGUAGAAUUCUAGGUAAAGAAAAAUAAAAAUCAAGGCCAUUACAUAAUCUCUCUGGUAACUCCUUGGCAUUCUUCAGAUGAAUUUCAUGACUUAAUUGGUAGUUCAGGUAGUACACUUUAUCACAUUGCCAGUGUGCUCUUCGUGGGUUCUUCCUGCAUCUUGUCUGCAAGAAAGGAAAUCUGUGUGCUACUUCAGUGAGACUGGACUGUAAAACCAUGUAACUUGAGAUUAAAUUUUGGGGGUUUCGUUUUAAUAAAAUAGCAUGUUUUCAGGUAGAGUUUAACAAA